Messenger RNA from Pseudozyma hubeiensis SY62, 6591 nucleotides. Its product is annotated as microtubule-associated protein. Gene Ontology annotation, cellular component: spindle pole; kinetochore; spindle pole body. The transcript has a single exon. The record is from RefSeq and is a predicted model, not a curated record. The coding region runs from base 1 to 6591 and encodes 2196 amino acids. Gene Ontology annotation, molecular function: microtubule plus-end binding; microtubule plus end polymerase activity. Lineage: Eukaryota; Fungi; Basidiomycota; Ustilaginomycetes; Ustilaginales; Ustilaginaceae. Gene Ontology annotation, biological process: establishment or maintenance of microtubule cytoskeleton polarity; mitotic spindle organization; microtubule polymerization.
AUGAGCACGGACAUGAUGGGCGGCGCCGCCCCGACCGACGAUGACUUCACCAAAUUGUCAAUAGAGGAACGCCUAGCGUCCAAACUGUGGAAGGCGCGUGUUUCCGCGUAUGAAGACCUCACAAAGGCUUUCCCAAAAACCUCUUCCGAGAACGACCCCAUCUUUCGCCAAUAUACCCGCAAUCCCGACAUUCUCAAAUCCAUCGUGGUCGAUACCAAUGCGGUUGCACAGGAAAAGGGUGUAGAUGCCGUACGAGCCUUUGUCGAGUUUGGUGGUCAGCCUGCUGGACGCACAAGAGAGUUUGUCGUUCCUGCCCUCGUCGAAAAGUGCCUCGGAUCCACGCGUGCGGGUACAAAGAAGAACGCGCUCGAGCUCAUCUCGUUCUAUGCAGAGAUGGAGGACGUGGUCGGAUGUGAGCCACUCCUCGCCGACCUCCUCGACGGUCUCAAAGCCAAACAACCCAAAGUUGUGGCUGGCUGCAUCACCGCCAUCAAGGACCUCGUCCGCGACUUUGGUCACAAGCAAGUCUCGCCCAAACCCAUCCUCAAGCGCUUGCCAGACAUGUUUGCCCACUCCGACAAGAACGUCCGUGCGGAAGCCUCCCUCUUGGCGCACGAGCUCCACAGAUACAUCGGCGCGGCACUAGAGCCCACCAUCGACACACUCAAGGACAUCCAAGCAAAGGAACUCCGCCAGCAAUUCGCCGACAUUGACGCAGCAACCACUUCCAAACCUACACCAACACGUUUCCUGCUCAGCCAGCGUGAAAAAAUGCAGGCCGCUGCAGCACCGGUCUCGCAAGAAGGUGCAGGUGCCGUCGCCGAAGCAUCGGGGACCGCCGGCACUUCUGAGGCUCCGCAAGAGGAAGACGACGACGUGGAUCCAUACGACUUGGCUGAGCCCGUCAACGUCUUUGGCAGCCGCGACUUCCCUGCCGACUUUGAAGAAAUGAUUGUCUCCAAAAAGUGGCAGGAGCGCAAAGAGACGCUCGAGACCAUCCUCAAGAUCCUCAGCUCAUCUCCAAAGGUUCAGCCCGACAGUCGCUUUGACAACCUCGUCGAUCAUCUUGCGCUCAAGAUCCAGAAAGACGCUAACAUCAACGUCGUCCUCGUCUCGUGCCAGUGUCUCGAAGCCAUGGCAAAGGGUCUCCGCGACAACUUCUCGCGGUAUAAGGACAAAGUCGUGCCGUCCAUCAUCGAGAAGCUCAAGGAGAAGAAGACCGCUACCGUCGAGGUACUUGCCAAGGCGCUCGACGCCAUCUUCCAGACCGUCUCCUUUUCCGAGAUCCUCGAGCACAUCUUCACCGGCAUCAAGCACAAGAAUCCUGCUGUCAAGACCGAGUCCAUUCGCUUCCUCGUCCGCUGCCUUCGCACCACCAAAGUCGCCCCGGCCAAAGCUGACAUCAAGCCCAUCGGCGAUGCUCUGGUCACCGCCAUGGCCGAUGGAUCUCCUGACGUCCGUGACGCAGGAGCAGCAGGUCUCGGCACUCUGAUGAAGCUCAUCGGCGAGCGUCCCAUGAACAUCUUCCUCGACGGUCUCGACGACAUCAAGAAGGGCAAGAUUCAGGACGAGUACAAGACGGCCGAGGUCAAGGUCAAGAUGGGCUCAGCUGCGGGCGCGGGCGUACCUUCGUCGAGCUCGGCCUCAGCACGAAGACCACCAGUAGCUGCCGCACCUUCCACCGUUGCCAACCGUGCCGCUCCCGCUGCUGCUGUUCGUGCAAAGCCGCCAUCUGCCGCGCCACCCACGGCUGCCGGCAAGGAAAACCAAGCACCAAGACCCGUCGCUCGUCCAGCACCAGGCAUGGCAGCUCGACCCAUAGGCGCAAGGCCUGCUGCAGCCGUACCGGCAGCUUCUUCCAGUGCACCUGCACGCAGACCAGCACCAGCGGCCUCUGCGCGUCCCGCCGCAGCUGCAUCCGGGGGCGGUAGCAAGGCAGCUGCCUCAGCGACCGAGCCAGUCAAGUAUCGCUUCCACCCCGACGACGCUGAAACACGCGCAGCCGACCUCAUCCCUGCUGGCAUCGCCACGCAACUCGCGAGCAGUGCAUGGAAGGAGCGUCUCGCAGGCAUGACCGAGUUCAACGAUUGGCUCAAGGUGGAGGCCGAGACCGUAGAGUCUGAGAUCAUCGUCCGUGCCUUGGGCAAGAAGCCAGGAUGGAAGGAGAGCAAUUUUCAAGUCAUGGCCGAAGUGUACAAGGCGCUCCAGUUGCUCGCCAACGACUGUCCAACAUUCGCCCGCCCCUCGGUGGCGCUAUCGGUCCAGCCUCUCUGCGACAAGCUGGGAGACAUCAAGCUCAAGACACCGGCCGGCGAGACGCUCGUGACUUUUGCCGAAAAAACAUCAUUCGGUUUCCUUCUGGCGCAAGCGCUGGGGCCUCUUGGCUCCCUCAAGGCACCAAAAGCGAUCGCCGACUCCAUCCUGUGGGUCGACCAGACGCUGCUCGAGUUCGGCACUGCUGGCAUCGACGUACGCUCUCUUAUCGACUACCUCGUCACGUGCCUCAAGUCGGCGAACGCCGCCGUGCGCACCAACGCCACCAAAGCCAUAGGAACUCUGGCCCGCUUCCUCGGAACCGCGCUCAAUUCGUUUGUUGCCGAUCUCAAUCCGCAGCUUCGUACCACCAUCGAAGCGGAGAUCGAGAAGGCGGCAUCCAAUCCACCGCCAGCACCUGUGCGUUUCAGCGAUGAGACUAAAGCGCCGGCUGGCAAGGCUGCAUCGGGAGGCGGCGGAGGCGCAUCGCAAUCCGCAGCCCAGGACAACGGUGUCGAUGAAGACAUGCUCGACGAGCUCGUUCCGCGCGUCGACCUCGAUCGUCUGGUUUCUGCUGCUGCCAUCGCGCGGAUGGGUGACGCCAACUGGAAGGAGCGCAAGGAAGGCCUCGAAGAAGUCCUCGCUGUCGUCAAUGCCAACAGCCGCUUGAAAGGCAACAUGGCCGAGCUUGCCAACGCGCUCAAGAUGCGAUGUUCCGAUAGCAACAUCAUGUGCAAAUCCAUGGCGCUCGAUGCCAUCGCCAAGAUUGCUACAGCCAUGAACAAGCAUUUCGAACCGCAAGCCCGCAUCCUGGCUGGGCCUAUAACGCAGGUGCUCGCUGACGCCAAGGCGCCUGUCCGAGCUUCGGCUACCACGGCGCUGACGGCCAUUGCUGAGCAAGUCGGUGUCGGCUCUCUGCUGCCGGGCAUGAGCACCGUGGUCGAAGGGAAAGCCGCCAAUCCGAUGCUCAAGCAAGAGCUUUUCGGCUGGCUGGCCAAUUGGUUUGAGUCGCAUCCGCCCGAAAGGGGUAUGGAUCUCGCGCCGCUCGCUCUGCCAUGCGUGCAGUGUCUCGACGACAAGCUUGCAGCCGUUCGCAAGGCUUCGUUGGCGUGUCUGCCCUUCAUCAUCAUGCGAGCUGGCUACAAACAUGUCAUUGAGCAGGCCAACCAGCUCAAGACCGCAUCCAAGAACACGGCGAUCCCGCUCAUCGAUGCGGCCAAAGUGCAAGCACAGGCUGCGGCUCGAAACGCCGGUGCAUCUGCGGCGGCUGCUCCUCCAGCGUCUGCUUCCGGCCCAGCGCCUGCUGCUCGAGCCGCUGUGGCCGGUUCACGAACUGCGGCAGCUUCACCGGCAAGAUUGUCCGGCGCCGGGUCUGGCGCUGCAGCUGCCGCGUCUUCUCCCCGCACAUCGGCCAUUGCCCGUCCAGGCGGCAUCAAGCCACCCUCGGCGGUAGGUCGUUCGCUCAAGGCACCUUCCUCUGCCAUCGCUCGCCAGCCUCGUCUGGCUUCCGACGGCAGCGAUGCCACCGUCGCUUCACGCAGCGCUGCCUCGUCUUCAAAUGGGGCCGCUGGUCAAGGAGCAGGCGCCGGUGGUGCUAUGGAUCGCUCGGCGCCACUCAUCUCGGCAGACAUCAAAGCAAAGACGUUGCGCGAGAAGCGCGAGGGCAAAGCUGCCAACUGGAUCGCAGCUGAUGGUGCGCCGCGACCCGAGCUGAUCGAGGUCCUGCGUCAGCAGUGCGACGGUCAGCUCAGCCGCGGUGUCGUCGACUCUAUGUUCAGCAAGAGCCACUCGUCAGAAAAGGACUUCUACGCUGCGUUGACCCUACUCUCCGACUUUAUCUCGAGCCCGACCUUUGCAGAGGAGCAAUACGGCCUCUCGCCGGAAGAGACCAUCGAACGAAGCAUUGCCAACUCGGAUCUGAUCUUCAAGUACGUCUCGAUUCGCCUGACGGACAACAACACGAGUCUCUCGCUCAAGUGCCUCGACAUCCUUGAGCACCUCGUGGCGCUGCUCAGCACGCAGCAGUACCACAUGAGCGACUACGAAGCUGCUUGCAUUCUACCCUGCCUCACUGCCAAGUUCGGCGAUGCCAAAGUCGCCUUCCGCGACCGCAUCCGCGAAAUCUUCCGCAAGAUGACCUUCAUCUUCCCGCCAAGCAAGCUGCUCACCAGCUACCUCGAGAACGGGCUGCCGUCCAAGAACGCCCGCGUCCGCACCGAAUGUCUGAGCGAGGUCGGCUACUUGUUCUCAAAGAAUGGUCUUCAAGUGUGCUCACCAUCGCGGACGCUUCCCGUGAUUGCGAAACAGAUCAGCGACCGUGAUGCAAAUGUGCGCACGGCCGCCCUUUCGGCGAUUGGCGAGGCGUAUAAGAUCAUCGGAGACGAGGUGUACAAGCUCGUUGGUUCGCUGCCAGGCAAGGAGAUGUCGAUGCUGGAGGAGAGGCUCAAGCGGACCACGGCGCCGUCAGCGUCCACCGGCGCGGCGGCGACGAAGCCCGCCAGUGCCGCGAGCGCUGCUGCGCGUGCUGGCCCGCGCGCAUCUGUGCUUCCCACGUCUGCCGCUGCUCUGCCGUCUCCUGGUCGUCUGUCGACCGGUGCGCCUUCUUCGCGUCUCGCACGACCCGGUUCGUCUCUGCAGCAGCCAGCAGCUCCCUCUGCCGGCGUCAGAAGCCGUCUGCCCGCGGCAGGGGCCGCACGUCAAUCUGCGAUCGGCCUGCCUCGCGCCGCAAAACCAGCGGGUGCUGGAUCGCCUCGCGCUUCCAUAAUGCGUCCACCUAGCGAUGCUGCUGCUGCUCGUCCGACAAGCGCCAUCGCGCCGGAACGCAAUGAACUUCUAACCGACGAGCUGCCCGAGGAGGAGGACGAAGAGCUCUCGGUCGACCAAGCCAUCAACCUCGUCGUGAGCAACAACGUCGAGCAGAGCGUCCUCGCACUCAAGCACGUCGAGGCGUUCAUCCGCGAAGAGGAGCCUCAGCUCAUCUCGCACGUCGACCAGCUCGCCAUCGUGCUGAGCAAACAGACGCAACGAGCCUUCUCGCCCGGAUCGGGCGAUUUUGGCAACGAGCGUCUGAAGAAGCACUUGCUCGUGGUCAGCACGUCGCUGUUCGACAAGAACCGCGUCUGGGAGGACGGACGCACGCUCGGAUCGUACCUGUCUCGAUCAGCGCUGAUUCCGCUGCUGACGGUGCUUCUGCAGCAGCUGAUCCAGUCUACGUCUCGCGCCGACGACCCAUCCGCGCAGAACGAGUCCAAAUUCCUCAACGUGAUCGUGCUUCGCUGCUUUUCGGCGUGCAACCUCAACCUGCUGUAUGGCGCGUGCCUGCAGAUGCUGACCGAAGCGACGGAAGACCUGCGCGAGCUCGAGGGUGAAGUGCUCGAGACGCGCUCCAAGUUCUCCGAGCUGUUGGUCAAGUGUCUGUGGAAGAUCGCCAAGCGCCUCGAGGACAGUCUGGCGCAGCACCAGGUGGAGCCGCAGCAGCUGUUCGCCGAUGUGGAGAGCUUCCUGCAGGCAAUCGCUCCAUCGGAAUGGCGACAGCGUGCGCAGGAUGGCAUCCCGCUCGCUGAUCUGCCGCUGCGAACGGUCAAGAUCAUUCUGUCGCACACGUCGAACCACUACGGCGAGGAGGCGCUGGGCAUGCUGGACAUGAUUGCGCAGCCCGAGAACAGCUACGUGUACAAGUACCUGAUCCGGAUGCUCAACAUUGCUGCCGAGGGGGGAGCUGCGGACAAGGCGGCGGUCGCCGAUGUCGACGCCGACGCGGGUGCAGUCGCCAGGUCAAAGCCGGUCAACGGAAGUGGCAACGGCGAAGGACAUCAGCGAAGCAGCAGCCAGAACGGCAACGGAGCUGUCGACGAAGGAAGCAGCACGCACCACGCCGAGUUGCGCGACAUCUUCCAACGCAUCUCGAACAAGUCCGAGUCGCGUCAAGGCAUUCGAGAGCUGUACGAGUUCCAGAAGCGCAACCCGCAUCUGGAGAAGCACGUGGAGAACUCGCUGCAGAAGACGGGGCCGAUCUUCCAGAGGUUCAUCAAGCGCGCUCUCGCGAACCACGCGGCGGAGGAUCCGGAUGUGAUGAACGGCAGCGCUGCGGCGCAGGCUGCCCCGGCCACGACGGGGAUGGAGGAGAUCAGGCGGGUGGGCACGCCUUCGGGAGGUAGUGCGAAUGGGAGCGGGACGCCGGGCACGCCUAGGUCUUCGCGUUUCGGGACGGCGGCGGCGGAUGGAUCGAUGGGGAGUCCGACGAGUUCGUCGGCUACCCAUUCGCCGAGGGGUUCGUCGAUCAGGAGUUCGGCCGCGGAUGACAGGUUGGCUCAGCUGAGGGCCAAGUUCUCUUCGUAG